UCGUGAUGGUUUGUUAUUGAUAUGUUCAAUUGCAAAUAAAUAUUACUUCAUCAAAGCAAUUAAAGUAUUGUUAAAUAAAAUACUCCAAGAAUGGAGGACGUUGCGCGUUUAGCUGUGGUCGAACAAACAAUAAACGACAUCGAUAAAUUUAAUAAACUUCUUAAUGAACUUUUACAACAUAUUGAUAAAAUUUUAGAAAAUCCCCAUGAAUUGGAUCACCGAAUAUUAAAAAGUUCAUAUUUGAAGAAAGCUAUGGAACACGGAGCUUUCUGUGAAUAUCUAAAAUACGUGGGAUUUAAACUUGAAAAUGAUGAGUAUAUAUACCCUAAGGAUCAAAGUUUGGGCAAGCUGAGAUUUGCUCAGGUGGCACUCCAGAGAAAGAUAUCAAUCUGCUACGGCUCCAAGCAAGAAUUAGAGAUACAAAGGCCUCCAUGUUAUAUUAAGAACAAUGAACCGUACUUGAAGCCAGUUUAUUUGGAUACUGGAGUUCCGCUAUUUAACAGAAUAGAGAUGCUUUUCAAUAAUGUAUUGCUGUAUGAGAGAGAUGAUGUGCAGGAGAAGGCUAGAGAACUCAUGCCUCUCGUAUCUUUGGAACUGAAGGCAAUAGAGAGAGUAAGAGAUCAUCAGAGGAAGUUGAAAGUUGGUGAGGUGGAGGGAGACGAUUUAUCAUUUGAAUUAGCUCUCCUAUUAGAACUGAUGGCAUGGUUCAAGAAUGAAUUCUUUGAGUGGAUAGACAAGCCCGAAUGCGAGUUCUGUGGAGGUGAAACAGCCAUCUCCUCUGUCGGACAGAGGAAGCUGGAGACUGAAACAUGUACGGUUGAGGUAUUUAAAUGUAAAAGUUGCGAGCGGGACACGCUGUUCCCGCGCUUCAACGACGUGCGCAGUUUGUUGCGCACUCGCCGCGGCCGCUGCGGGGAAUGGGCCAACUGCUUUGCGCUGCUGUGUCGCGCGCUCGGAUAUGACACACGGCACGUCUUUGACACCAACGACCACGUCUGGGUCGAGAUCUAUGACUUCGAGGCGGGGGGGUGGCUGCACGUGGACCCGUGCGAGUGCGUGGUGGAUGCGCCGCUGGUGUACAGCUGCGGCUGGGGCACUCGCCUCGCCUAUGUGAUCGCCGUGUCGCGUGACGACAUACAGGACGUCACCUGGCGAUACACCGUCAAGCACAAGCAGGUGAUGUUUCGGCGCACGCUGUGUGCGGAGUCUGACUUGGUGUGGUACAUGAUGUCGCUGCGAGGUGCGCGGCAGGCGCAGCUGUCGCCGGCGCGCCGGGAGUACCUCGCCAAGCGCACUGUCAAGGAGCUCGUUCAACUCAUGCAAGAAAAAGAACCGAGUGAUUACGAGAAGAAAGGUCGCAUGUCGGGCGCGCUGGAAUGGCGCGAGGAGCGCGGCGAGGUGAGCAGCCUCAGCCACACAUUCCAGUUCGUGAAGCCCGGCGCCUACAGCAUCCAGUACUGCGCCGCCAAGGACGAGUACCGCGUCUUCUGCGACGGCAACAAGGAGAACGUCAUCGACUCCUUCCUCGAGGGCGCCUAUAAGAGCGAAUAUAUCUUCAGGAAAGUGGAAAAAGACUGGAAGCAAGUCUACUUAGCGAGGAAUGAGCGCGAGGAGAAGGGGCUGAUAUCGUGGAAGCUGGAGGUGGAGUACGACGACCUGGUGCUGCAGGACCUGGUGCUGCUGGUGCGAGCUACCACCUUCGAGGAUGGGCAGGUGCGCUGCUUCGUGCAGUUUGACAGCGAGCCUCCGCAGGAUGUCACUCUCGAUGGUCCUUCAAAGUUUAAGCGCGAGUUCAAAAAGGUGGUGGUGAGUUGUGAACUGAGUGGUGGCUCCGGAGACAACAAGUACCAGCAUGCACAACUCUUCCGGCAGCCCAUCAAUGCCAAGGAGUCACUCCUCAAACUUGUCACCAACGUUAUCUAUAAAACUAAUUAAAUUACGUUCAAUGUCACAAUUAAGGAAAAAAAAAACUACCUUUAUGUCAUUGUAGAUGUCAAAAUCAAAUGUGACAAUAGACACUGGAUAAACCAUAGAUAUACAAAAACAUAGUACUCUGUGACUAUCAUAGCGACGACUUUCAUCAAAUUUCACUGAGAUUUCAACAAAAUGAGUAAUUUUUUA
Papilio machaon (common yellow swallowtail) is the source of this 2121-nucleotide messenger RNA. It is a transcript of the gene Pngl, whose product is annotated as peptide-N(4)-(N-acetyl-beta-glucosaminyl)asparagine amidase. Lineage: Eukaryota; Metazoa; Arthropoda; Insecta; Lepidoptera; Papilionidae. The record is from RefSeq and is a predicted model, not a curated record. Gene Ontology annotation, cellular component: nucleus; cytoplasm; cytosol. The transcript has 10 exons. The coding region runs from base 91 to 1935 and encodes 614 amino acids. Gene Ontology annotation, biological process: glycoprotein catabolic process; protein quality control for misfolded or incompletely synthesized proteins; protein deglycosylation. Gene Ontology annotation, molecular function: peptide-N4-(N-acetyl-beta-glucosaminyl)asparagine amidase activity.